Molecule: messenger RNA, 1107 nt
Organism: Carlito syrichta (Philippine tarsier)
Lineage: Eukaryota; Metazoa; Chordata; Mammalia; Primates; Tarsiidae
Gene: BBOX1
Product: gamma-butyrobetaine hydroxylase 1
Exons: 5
Coding region: 1-882 (293 amino acids)
Biological process (GO): carnitine biosynthetic process
Cellular component (GO): mitochondrion
Molecular function (GO): gamma-butyrobetaine dioxygenase activity; iron ion binding
Source: RefSeq, a predicted model, not a curated record
AUGUGUAAAAACAAUGUAAUCCCAUCGGAUUUUUCCUUUUCUCAUUUCACAGACUAUCAGUACUGGGGCUCAGAGCUCCAGCUACCUACUCUGGAUUUUGAAGAUGUUUUAAAAACUGAUGAACAUGCCUACAAAUGGCUGUCUAGCCUCAAGAGAAUAGGUAUAGUACGACUCACAGGAGCUGCUGACAAACGAGGAGAAGUUUUAAAGCUUGGGAAAAGGAUUGGCUUCCUCUAUCUCACAUUUUAUGGACACACUUGGCAAGUGCAAGACAAAAUUGACGCAAACAAUGUGGCCUACACAACUGGGAAGCUGAGUUUUCACACGGAUUACCCAGCCCUCCAUCAUCCACCUGGGGUUCAGUUUCUGCACUGCAUAAAGCAAACAGUCACAGGAGGUGAUUCUGAAAUUGUAGAUGGAUUUCAUGUAUGCCAGAAACUCAAAGAGAAAAAUCCUCGGGCAUUCCAGAUUUUGUCCUCUACCUUUGUGGACUUUACAGACAUUGGAGUGGAUUACUGUGAUUUCUCUGUACAAUCAAAACACAAAAUUAUAGAAUUAGAUGAUAAAAGCCAGGUGGUUCGCAUCAACUUCAAUAAUGCAACAAGGGACACCAUAUUUGAUGUACCAGUGGAACGGGUACAGCCUUUCUAUGCUGCGUUGAAGGAGUUCGUUGACCUCAUGAACAGCAAAGAAUCCAAGUUUACCUUCAAGAUGAAUCCAGGUGACGUGAUUACUUUUGACAACUGGCGCUUACUUCACGGCCGGCGUAGCUAUGAAGCAGGAACUGAGAUAUCCCGCCAUCUAGAAGGAGCUUAUGCUGAUUGGGAUGUGGUCAUGUCAAGACUUCGUAUCCUAAGGCAGAAUGUUGAGAAUGGAAACUGAAUUUCCUGUCUAUAAUUUUAGUAGAUUCCAGUGAGUGUAUUUUGUAAGACAUGGCAAAUAUGAGACCCUGAUCUAUACCAUUUACAUAUAAUUCCUUUAACAUUGAACAUGUAACCUCUCUCACAAGAGUACUCUUUUCUUUAUAAUCAAAUACAAUGUCAACUUCUUAGAUGUCUUAGCAGUGUACACUCUUUUCCAAAUAACGGAUCCCUUCUAUUCUGUUGC